Messenger RNA from Hemibagrus wyckioides, 1653 nucleotides. RefSeq names its product PIN2 (TERF1) interacting telomerase inhibitor 1 (gene pinx1). Gene Ontology annotation, cellular component: nucleolus. NCBI's taxonomy places the organism in Eukaryota, Metazoa, Chordata, Actinopteri, Siluriformes, Bagridae. Bases 94 to 1269 code for a protein of 391 amino acids. Gene Ontology annotation, biological process: regulation of ribosome biogenesis. The transcript has 7 exons. Gene Ontology annotation, molecular function: nucleic acid binding; telomerase inhibitor activity. The record is from RefSeq and is a predicted model, not a curated record.
UUAUAUAGAAAAAACAAGCGAAAUCUUGUUCUUCCACUCAGGCACAAGAAGGGCAGACUCUCGGUUUCGGCCCAUGUGUUCCAGGACCCCGAGAUGUCCAUGCUUGCUGAGCCUCGUCGGAAGCUGAAGUGGUCAGUGGACCCGAGAAACAGCACGUGGAGCAAGGAUGACUCCAAGUUCGGCCAGAAGAUGCUGGAGCGAAUGGGCUGGUCUAAAGGAAAGGGUCUUGGCAAAAGUGAACAGGGAGCUACAGAGCACAUCAAGGUUAAAGUGAAGAACAACAGCUUGGGUUUAGGCACCGCAAACAACCACGAGGAUAACUGGAUUGCUCAUCAGGAUGAUUUUAAUCAACUUCUUGCUGAACUGAAUAACUGCCAUGGACAGAACAACACUGAAGAGCCAGCCACAGAGCAGACGCAAGGCUUCAGUUUGGAGGAGAAAUCGAAGACGUCUAAAAAAAGGGUCCAUUACAUGAAGUUCACCAAAGGAAAGGAUCUGUCCAGUCGCAGCGAAACAGACCUCGCUUGCAUCUUCGGUAAAAGAGCCAAACAGAUGAGAAAUCAGGAUGAGACAAGCAAUGGUACUGAUUCUCAGGAGGAGAAAGAGCAGGGCAGCGAUGACAAGGACGGUCCAUCAAACCCUGAAGUGGAAGUCAACACAGUGACCAGUGCUCUGACCAUGCAGGAGUACUUUGCGCAGCGUAUGGCUCAGUUAAAGAAAGGUCGUGCUGAGAACCAGUCCUCUGCUUCCACUCCUGAAACCAACAGCAACUCUCAAUCCCAGUCCACCGACGACUCUCCCAGCACCAGUGACAUGGAGGAGAGCAGAAAAAGAAAGAAAAAGAAGAAAAAGGACAGAAAGGAUGACCAACAUGGCGAUGAGAGAACGGUGGAAGAAAAUGAGGAAUCCCAAGUGACUGUUGAAGAGCAGGCUGACCCGGACGGUAAGAAGAAAAAGAAAAAGAAGAAAGAGCGGCGAGCUAGAGAAGAGGAUCCAGUGGACGAGUGUUGUGUCCCAGCAGCAAAUCAAGACACACCGGGGGAUAUAGUGGAACAUUCUACCAGGAAAAAGAAGAAAAGGAAAAACAAAGAAACUCCUACUCAUACACCCACAGACUCAACUAACGAAGACGAUAACAUCUCAGACGCCGAUAUUUCAGAUAAAAAGCGAAAGAAGAGGAAGCAGAGAGAACACGAGGAAGAGCAGACAGAAGUAGUAGAAGGAAAGAAAUUCAAAAAGGACAAGAAAAAGAAGAAAAAUGACAACUAGGGCUUUAUACUUGAUUGGGUUUAAAUGUACUUGUAGGUUUUCAAUAAACUGAACAGCAGCAAUUGAGCUUUUUAAAAAUCUUUUUAUUUUUUAUUAUUAUUACUUUUAGCUCAUUCUGUCCAUCAUGGGACUGAUUGUCCUGCCUUAGAAAACCAUUUGUAUAGCAAUAGAAAUCAAAUCAAUUUUAUUAAUCUACGUAUUAGCACAUUUUUAUUGAUUAUCACAUAUGAACAUCAAAUUGAACAUUGGCCAGCGUCACUGUGCCUAAAGUCGGCUAAAACGUCUGGUUUUCGUUUUUGCUUCAAGAGUAAUCUCAAAUGUUACUCUCAAAAAGAAAACCCCAUGCAACCCCUGUUAAAGGUUUUUUUUUUUUUUUUUUUUAAU